Messenger RNA from Pteropus alecto (black flying fox), 495 nucleotides. RefSeq names its product TSSK6 activating cochaperone (gene TSACC). Gene Ontology annotation, cellular component: cytoplasm. The transcript has 4 exons. The coding region runs from base 120 to 488 and encodes 122 amino acids. Gene Ontology annotation, molecular function: protein-folding chaperone binding. The record is from RefSeq and is a predicted model, not a curated record. NCBI's taxonomy places the organism in Eukaryota, Metazoa, Chordata, Mammalia, Chiroptera, Pteropodidae.
ACAGCGAGGGCGGAUGCCGGGGGUGAGGCUCUCAGUCAGCACCGCCGCUGAGCUCUGUGCGCUGACCUGCGCCUCGGCUCCUCUCAGGCCGCGAAGGCACCUCACCUAUUGGUGUUCAGAUGGAGCAGCAUAGUAGCCAUCCUACCAACAGAAAAGCCAAAGAGGAAAGUAAUGCUGGGCCUCUUUGUCGAGCCAAAGCCUCCCCCAGCUUUACUAAUCUUCAAGCAAGUUCCCCACCAGACACUUUCCUGAACGUCCAGGCGACAAAGCUGCACUCAGGAGCUGACCACAAGCCCAAGGGAUGCCUGGGGCUCCUGGAAGGCAUGUAUACCAACCUCCUGCUUCAGACCCAGCUCGCCAAGCAGCAGAUGGCCAUUCUGGAAAAUUUGCAAGCGUCCGUGACACGUCUGGCUCCUGGGAGGGAAAGCAAGAAGCCUCCCGGCCUGAUCUUGCAACCUAUUGUGAAAUCACCUGCCCCGGUUCAGUAAAUGAAUU